UCCCGAAAGCUUGUGAAGUAGCGUCAUCUGUCAAGUGUUGUGUUGCACGCUGAACUGCGUACAUCUCUGUCAGUAUCAGUCCGAGACGACCAGCAGCACGGUAACGCUAUGGACGCGUUCAGCACCUCAACUGGGAGACCCUACCACAUCAUCAUCUUUGGCGCUACGGGUUUUACGGGACAGUUUGUGGUGGAGGAAGUGGCGCGCACUGCAUCUGAAGGUCCGAAGGGGAGUCUGAAAUGGGCCGUAGCCGGGAGGAGCAGACCCAAACUGGAAAAAGUUCUGGAGCAGGCCGCCGGAGUUCUCGGUAAGCCAGAGCUGCAGUCAGAAGUGUCUAUCAUCAUUGCAGAUGUCAGUGAACCGGACUCACUGGCUGCCAUGUGCAAACAGGCGGUCAUUGUGCUGAACUGUGUGGGACCUUAUAGAUUCUUUGGUGAACCUGUUGUCAAGGCAUGUGUCGAGAAUGGAGCACAUUGUCUCGAUAUCUGCGGAGAACCACAGUUUCUGGAGAGUACGCAGUUAAACUACCAUGACCAGGCUGCUGAGAAGGGGGUUUACAUUGUGGGAAGCUGCGGUUUUGACUCCAUUCCUGCAGACAUGGGUGUUAUUUACACCAGGGACCAGUUUAAAGGGACACUAACAGCCAUUGAGAGCUUUUUGACUGCAAGCUCCGGGCCAGAGGGAGGCUGCAUCCAUGAUGGCACCUGGCAGUCAGCUAUUUACGGCUUUGCAGACAGCCACAAGUUACGCAGCAUCAGGAAAAAGUUUGGUCACAAGCCUCUUCCUGUGGUGGGGGCUAAAAUUAAAAGGAGGGGUGCACUGUUUUUUAGUGAUGAGGUUCAGCAAUAUGCAAUUCCCUUCAUGGGUGCCGACCCAUCAGUGGUGAAGAGAACCCAGCGCUAUUUACAUGAAGAACUCCAGGAGUCUCCGGUUCAGUAUGGAGCGUAUGCCGGUGUUGGCGGCAUUUCCAACAUUUUUAAACUCCUCUUUGCUGGAUUGAUGUUCUGGUUCCUUGUGAAGUUCAGCUUUGGCAGAAAUCUCCUUGUUAAGUUUCCAGAGUUUUUCUCUUUCGGCUUCUUUUCCAAAGAGGGUCCAACUAGAAAGCAGAUGGAGGGUUCUUCUUUCCGCUUUGCCUUUUUUGGAGAGGGUUACACUAAAGGUCAGGACCCCACCGAGGGCAAACCUAACGCUAAGAUCCGGACUCUAGUCCAAGGACCAGAGGCUGGAUAUGUCGCUACCCCAAUUGCUAUGGUUCAAGCAGCCAUUACCAUGCUGAAUGAAUCUGAUUCCCUUCCUAAAACGGGCGGUGUGUACACACCAGGAGCAACGUUCGCCAAAACCACCCUCGUCGACCGCCUCAACAAACACGGCAUCCAGUUCUCUGUCCUCUAAGUAAGAUUAAAGGGGUUCAACUGGCCUGGCUCAAACAUCUGUCUUCUGAAGCACUUAUUCAUUUGCUUGCUUGAAUGUAGAGAAAUCUGUUGUUAUCUGGAGCUUCCUCAGCUAACUUGCAGUGUUUUCCAGUGUAGUGUCCUGGCUUGCACAUAGUAGACUGGGCUGGUUUUACAAGCAUGCACUCUGCUCAAAUGGCUGAGAAAUUUGCACCAAGAGUGAGGCACAAACCCUAUGAGAUCCUUCCUUUUGAACACACACAUCAUUUCCUGUUUCGAUUUGAGAGUUUGAAAUGUUCAUUUGAAUUUUUUUCACCUAUUAUAUUUAUCACAAAAAGAAAUACUUAUACAGUUGACAGACAUCUCUAAAAACAUCUGUAAAGUACAUCCACAGUCAAAUGUAGUAAAAAAAAAAAUAUCUUUUUGUAAUAAUAUAUUAAAAUAGUUGUGAAGCCUACUUGAAAGGUUGGAAUCUUAGUUUAUUUUCUAAAAGAUUACAGAAUGAUACAAUGCUGUUUACUGUAAUGACUGGUCUGCUAGAUGAACUUAUUGCCUGCUGUUGUUCUGGUUUGUUUCAAACUAAAUAAAGAACAUAUCAAACAA
Myxocyprinus asiaticus (Chinese sucker) is the source of this 1994-nucleotide messenger RNA. Its product is annotated as saccharopine dehydrogenase-like oxidoreductase. The coding region runs from base 109 to 1392 and encodes 427 amino acids. Gene Ontology annotation, cellular component: mitochondrion; lipid droplet; plasma membrane. The transcript is spliced from 12 exons. NCBI's taxonomy places the organism in Eukaryota, Metazoa, Chordata, Actinopteri, Cypriniformes, Catostomidae. The record is from RefSeq and is a predicted model, not a curated record. Gene Ontology annotation, biological process: glycolipid biosynthetic process.